AUGCCUCCUACGUUGGACCUCAGCGGCGCCACCCAUUCCAAGAUGAUGGUGGUGCCGCCCAGACUCAACUUGAGGAGAGCAGCGUCCUACCAAGGCGAAAAGGGACCUUUGUCUUCCACCUCUUCGCGCUUCAGCUUCAACCACCUUGUUUUUGCCUCGCCACCACCAUCGCCGAGGUUACCCACUCUCGUGCCUCCGCGACCGAGGAAGGCCUCCAAUCCGCCGAGGCCGAGUCGUGUUUUCAAGACGCUGCUAUUUGUAGCGGUGGCCGUGGGUAUGGUUUACUUUUCUAUAACUGCCGUCUGUGGCUCUAGAGUCACCAUCCCCUGGCUGGAGCCCGAACCAGAGCAGUUUGAAAUGGUUGGCCAGGCGGGAUUGCCCGACUUUCCCACACCAAUCGUUUUUCACGACAAGCGCGGGAACCCGAAAUGGACCGUCUUCAUUCCGCUUGAGCAGCCAUUCCCGCUAUCUAUGCAGGGCUACGCCGACAUGGUGUCGAUGUGCCGUGGAGUUUCGAUGCGUGUCAAUGAUCUGCACAACCCAGGGCGGGCAGCGGAUACUUCGCACCAUAACCCGUCGAAACUCGUAUCUGGAGAUGCGCACUUUGUGGAUGUCGAAGAAGCCGAGGCGGCCAAGCUACUUCCUGGUGCUGCCGUUGGAUAUCAGAAGGGAGAGACACCUGUCUGUACGUCUAGUUUGACGUACGUGCUUGAGUCGACCGAUGCGGGGAUCGGGAAGUCCCUUAUGAUGAUGUGGACUGCGUAUGGACUGGCACAGCGCCAAGGGCGUGCCUUUUUCGUUGACGACACCCGGUGGGCGUACGGGAAAUAUACCGAUAUUUUCAACAAAGCCCCGGAAGCAGGAUGCCGUGCUCCAAGGAAACACGAAAUUCUGCCGUGUCCAUAUCAGGCGCGGCACCUUCUUGUCAACUUCGCCACGGUUGAGGGAUACGUUUCAGCGUCGCUGGGUGAGCAGCCAUCCACGGGCCCUGUUGAGCAGAUGUCCUCGGACCGACAGCGGGAGCGUUUUGAUCUUGCCAGGACCGGAUACGAAGCUCUAUUCCACCUCAACGCACAGGAUACCGAAUAUGUAAAGAAGCGUACUGCAGAGUUGCGUGGCCAGACUCGUGCACUGCCCGGCCAGCGUGAUGGCCUCGUUGUUGGUUUGCAUGUUCGACGCGGCGACAGACACCCGCUCGAGUACCAGUACCGCGACUCGUAUCUGCCUUUCACGGCCUAUGCAGAGAUGGCGAAGAAGCUUUUGGCUGGCAACGAAAAGCAGUCAGUCAAGAUCCUGGCAUCGGAUGACCCGAUGGUCUACGAAAGCGACGACUUCUCCGGCACAGCCCGUGCUCAGGAGCUCAUUAAACUUGCGAGCAAAACAGCGAUCCAGCAGGUCAACCCGAACAGCAACCGAGGGGUCAUGCACAAAUUCGUUGAUGACACGUUUGGCUGGGAAGGCGGCUUCUUCGCCGCCAUGUUCUGGAACUUGGGUCUGUCAAGCACCAGCGCGGCGCACUCGUCGCACAAGCAGGCUGUCAUGGCCACCAAGGGCGCCGCAUCUCCAUCAGCGGACACGGCACGGCUGAGAAGCUACAUGGGCCGUGCCUACAUGAUGGACCUUGCCGUACUCGCGGACGCGAGCGACGCCGUUGUGUGCACCGUCAGCGCCAUGGGAUGUCGGCUCCUGGGCGUCAUGAUGGGUUGGGAAAGGGCGUUUGAGAACGGCAAGUGGGUUAACAUCGAUGGUGAUUAUGGGUGGGGUGGUGGCACUUGGUGA
Pyricularia pennisetigena is the source of this 1779-nucleotide messenger RNA. RefSeq lists its product as uncharacterized. The transcript has a single exon. The record is from RefSeq and is a predicted model, not a curated record. Gene Ontology annotation, molecular function: alpha-(1->6)-fucosyltransferase activity. Bases 1 to 1779 code for a protein of 592 amino acids. Gene Ontology annotation, biological process: protein N-linked glycosylation. NCBI's taxonomy places the organism in Eukaryota, Fungi, Ascomycota, Sordariomycetes, Magnaporthales, Pyriculariaceae.